This is a messenger RNA of Symbiodinium necroappetens, 309 nucleotides long. Lineage: Eukaryota; Dinophyceae; Suessiales; Symbiodiniaceae. The record is from the annotation of a GenBank genome assembly.
AUGAUCGGCCUCAGUGCAAGGCCCAGCCCAAAGUCCCGAAGCUGCAUGAAGUGCUCCGUGAUUUUGGCUCAGAAGCAAGGACGUUGCCGGUGCGAUGGGCGAAGGGAAGAUCACCAUAUUGAUGCCGAGGAGGAGAAAGCUCUGGCAAGGAGGAACCUUGAGAAUUUGGGUUGCCCCAUGGCAGGACCACUCCGAGACUCCACACUCCAGGUCCUUAGCCAAAGUUUUGUGUCGCAGCAUCGAGUAGCGACAUUAGGCGCUUGGCGUGGCCUGCAAAUCCUGAAGUCGCAAAGAGCCUCUGUGUUGUGA